AUGGCUCUAACAUCAACAGCUCCAGUUAAACUUUCAUCUGAUAAUAAAGAAAAAUUAGAUAAAUUAGUAAAAGAUUUGAAAAAACUCGAAUGGGAAACUGGUGAAUAUUAUUUUCAUAACUUUGUUGAUUAUUAUCAAUUACCUCAAAUCAUACGUGUUGAACAAGGAUGGAAUACAAAUUUAGAAAAAAAACAAUGGAUGUAUUUACAAACAUUAUUUGAUCGUUAUUUAAUUAUUGCUUCACCAUUAUCAUCAUCUGGUAAACCUAGUUCAUCAAAAUCAAGAUAUCUUAUACCAGAUUGGUUUCAAGGUGAAUCUCGUAUUUUAUCAAAAGAGCCAAUACUUAAAAAACGUUGGUGGAUUUUUCAAGGUACAUUUGAAUUAUAUCGAUUUGAUUUACCACGUUCAAUAAAAGUUCUUGCUGAUACACCAGCACAUAUGCGUAAAAAAGAGGCAGCAUCAACUCAUGAAUGGGACAAAGUUGUUUUACGUAAAAGUGCUCGUCUUAGUGUUGUACGUCGUGAACAAUAUCAAUCACGUAUUAAAAAUGAUAAAGGUGAAUUAAUUGCAAGUGAACCAAAAGACGCAUUUGUACUUCAAGAUCCAAAAACUGGUCAUGAAUUUAUUUUGCCACCUGGUGUACCAUUACGUUUUGCAACAUUAAUUGAAGAUAAUGAAUUACAUACACAAUAUAAAAAUCAUGAUGGAACAUUUACAUUUCCAGAAAUAAUGAUGCGUUAUGAUUUUCCACUUGAUAUUGAAAUAACAACACAUUUACCGACUGAUGUACCUGAUUUUAAACCACAAGUUCGAUUAGAAAAAUUCUGCGUUGCAAAAUCUGUUAUAGGUUUUCUUUUCGGACAAGAUGAACCAAAAAUAAUUGAACUUUCACCAUUAACACAAUUUACAUUACAUUGUGCUAAAUGUUUAACAUUUGGUUUACCACGUGAAGGUGAAAAUACUGAACCGGAUAAAAAAAAAGAAGAAAAAUUUGAUGAAAAAGAAUAUCAACGUUAUGAAGAUAUACGAAGUAAAAUGAAUAUGAUUUUUGAUGAUGCAGCAGAAUAUCAAAGAAGUAAAAUUCUAUUAGCAACACAUGAAGAACUUGAUUGUGUUGAAACAGCUUUUGAAAUAAGUGUGAAAAUGAAAAAUGAAGAAGAUCGACCAGUGGACACAGCUUAUUUCACAUUAGAAGAAGCAAUUAAAGUUGUUAAACAAAUAAAAGAAGAUAUUCCAUUUCCUAAACCACAACCAAAACGAUUUACUGUUCAUGCUAGUGCUGAUCCAAGUAAUCCAUACAAUGAAGUUAUUGAUUUUGAAGAUAUGGACGCAUUAACCGAAGCUAUUGAACCAAAUCCACCUGAAGCAUCAAAAAAAGAAAGUUCAAAAUCGAAAUCAUCAUCGAAAAAAUCAUCACGUGAUAAACCUCAACAACCAACAAAUCAAAUAACUAAACGUCCUGCUCUUGUUGUUCAACAAUUACCACCACCAAUGAUUUUGCCACCUGAAGCAUUUGAAAAAACUGUUAAAGCCAUUCCAGAUAAACUCUAUACAAGUUUUAUUCCAGCUACUGUUAUCAAAAAAACGGAUAAAAAAGAAAAGGAAAAAGAAAAAGACAAAGACAAAGAAAAGGAAAAAGACAAAGACAAAGAGAAAAGUAAAGACAAAGACAAAGAAAAAGAUGCUGAAAAAAAAUCUAAAAAAAGUCACAAAUGA
Molecule: messenger RNA, 1716 nt
Organism: Rotaria sp. Silwood1
Lineage: Eukaryota; Metazoa; Rotifera; Eurotatoria; Philodinida; Philodinidae
Source: the annotation of a GenBank genome assembly